AUGACUGACGCAUCCUUUCCCCCAUCCGGUGGAGCUUCUCGAGCUGCUCUCCUCACCACUUCCACUUCCACUUCCACUUCCACUUCCACCACCUCCACUUCUUCCACCACUUACUACUCCAACCCUCCCAGUAUCUCUUCCAUCCCUCGUCGUUCCUCCUAUGCUUCGGUUCUGUCUGGAACAGCCGCCCUCUCGCCCCCCACCGUCCCCCACAGCCCUUUCUCGCAUCUGACCCCCUCCUACUCCACCGCCUCUUAUCCCCCGCCGCCCUUUGCUCCCGACGCCCGCCUGCUGAGGCCCUCCGUCGCCGUGGAUGCCGAGAUGCAAAUGAACUCGCCCUGGAGGCCGUCCCCCGGCGAUUCUCUCCCCCCCUACUCCCGCAAGUUCGCCAACCUCGCUCGGUUCGAUCCCUUCUCCCAUAGCCCCGGUCCCUUGGCCGACUCGGCCACGCCCUACUUCACCCCAUCCUAUCUCCGCAACUCCCGCUAUGUCUCCCGCCUCGAUGCCGCCCGUCGGGCCAAGCUUGCAGCCCACCGCGAUGGGGCCGGCCCCUCGACCACGUCGAAUCCCAUCUCCACCUCCUCCAGCCAGGCCAGCCUGCCCCGGAUUGCGCCCUCCCAUCGCGGGAUGACCUAUGAUAUCAUAGAAAGGGAACCCGCCGGCGAUGACGAACAUUUGCUUCCGCUGCCCUCCCGAUGGAAUGAGGACGACAAGUAUUCGGGCCUGGAGCUCACGAACGGAGGGCUGGAGGUUCGGUACACCGGGCCGGCCAACAAGCAUGAUCAGGAGGCUGCCGCCGUCCGGGCGGAUAACCCCAUGCCCCCGCAGUGCGGCAUCUACUACUUCGAGAUCACCAUCAUAUCCAAGCCCAGAGAGGGGAUGAUCGGAAUCGGAUUCUCGAGCAAGAAAGCUUCAGUCGAACGACUACCAGGAUGGGAGCAGGAAUCCUGGGCUUAUCACGGUGAUGAUGGCAAGUCCUUCUUUGGAGAAAGCCAAGGGCAGGGACGACAAUACGGGCCGACCUUUGGGGCUGGUGAUACCGUGGGAUGUGGUGUGAAUUUCUCCACGGGAUGUGCUUUCUUCACCAAAAAUGGCGUGUUCCAAGGGAAUGCGUUUCGGGAACUACGGAACCUGAAGGUCUACCCGUCGGUGGGCAUGAAGAAACAGCCGCCAGUGCAUCUGGCCGUGAACUUUGGCCAGCAGCCGUUCAUGUUCGACAUUGACGACAUGGUCAAGAGAGAGAAGUCAUUGAUCCAUUCCGAGAUUAGCCUGACCAGCACGGCCAAUCUCCAACCGCCGUUGGAUGAAUCUGCCCUGCUCCAGGAGUUGGUGGCGCAAUUUCUGGCCCACGAUGGCUAUGUGGAGACCGCUCGAGCGUUUGCCGAAGAAGUGGCGGCCGAGUCAUCCGCGCUGGAGAAUGGUCGGCAGGCGCCCUUGAAGAAGUACGAGGUUGAGGAGGAUGUCGAAGCGAUCAAUCGGCAGAAGAUCCGAGCGGCCAUCCUGGAAGGAGACAUCGACAAGGCGCUCAAGUAUACUAAUGCUUACUACGCGAACGUGCUGCAGACCUAUCCCCUGAUCCACUUCAAACUACGAUGCCGCAAGUUCCUAGAGAUGAUGCGUCGCUGCAACGAGCUGUCGGCGUCGGCCACGAAGCGAGGCAAAGCCGCCAACGGGCUGUCAGACAGCAGCGCGGUGUUCGACCAAGAGAUGGAGUUGGAUGAGCAACUCCAAGAAGGGGACGGGUAUGAGGCGGAUGGCAUGGACAUGGAGGAACCGGAGACGACGGCGCGGUCUAACGAGCUGCUUACGGAGGCGGUGCAGUACGGGCAGCAGUUGUUCUUGGAUUAUCCCCCGGAGGAGCGAGGUGGGGACCGAAAGAUGCUGGAUGAUAUCUUCUCGCUGGUGGCGUACCCGGACGCGAGACGGUCAGUGCAUGGGCACUACCUGGACCCUGCGGGGCGGAUUGCGGUAGCGGAAGAGUUGAACUCGGCCAUUCUCGGUAUGACAGUGUCACUGGGCAAGUCGUCAUCGGCGGCCCUGGAGCGGCUGUACCAGCAGACCGAGGUGCUGGUGAAUGAGAUCAGCGAAGAGGGCGGCGCUGGGGCGUUUAUUAAUAGCUCUAGCUCCCCAUCCCAUCCUCCUCACCCACCGGCCGCUAGUCGCCUGCCCUGCAUUCCCUCCCACUCGGCCGCCUCCGACUCGGUCUCCCCCCUCGCCCUCCGCUGCUGCUGUGGCCGUGACGAUUGCGCAUUCCUGCACCAUAAUCAUGUCGCCCUCGAGGGGCUCGAGAAGGAUUUGGCAACCGCCGCGAGGCUGGGCCAGGCCCUACUCCACCGUCAUGAAUCCUACAUGGCCGAGGCCGAAGAGGACCGCCAUCGGUUACUCGUCAGUAUCGAAAAUCUAGAACGGGAAAAGCGGGAGGUCCAGGCCGAGAAUGCCCGCAUCAUCGAAGAGAACCGCGGCCUCUUAGAACAACUCGAAGGCCUCAAUAGGGCCGUCGCCGAUUCCGACUCGCAUUCCAAGUCGCUCGCCGCCCGCCUCGAGAGCACCGAGGCGGAGCUGCGCAAACUCUCCCUAUCCGCGGCCCGCGCCGCCGACCUCGAAGCGCAAUUGGCGCAGAUGGAAGUCGAACAAUCUAAGUUGCAGGAGCGUCUGCAGUCCGCCCAGGAGGACUCCAAGUCGGCCGUCCAGCGCUGGAAGCAGGCCGAGUGCACCUUGCGUGACCUGCACGACCAGGUGGAUCGCAUCGAAAAGGAAGCCCGGGAGGAACGGGACCGACAUGCGGAGCUGGUCCAACGCAUGGAGCGGCGGAGGACGGUGGAACGAGAGCUCGAUGGCGCGGCCGGUCGAUUGAAGGGCGCGGCCGCUGCCCACGAGCUGGGGCGCAAUCGCGGCGGUGCGACGGUGGUCUCCCGCUUCGUCCGUGAUAUCCUGCAGGACAACGCCAACCUGCAGAUGGGCAUCAUGGAGCUGCGGGAGAUGCUGGAGAGCUCCAACCAGGAGGUCGAGAAUCUGCGGGAUCAGAUUCUGUCGCACCAACCGUUGGCGUCCGAGGGCCAGGAGACCCGGCCGGCUACGACUCUGAGUCAGGAACUGGAGUCGAAGGAGUCGCGCCGGGCGUCCCAGGAGCUUCACAUCCAUCACCACUAUCACUCGCCAACGGCUCCGGCCGGGCCCAAGAAGGAGCGGGGCUCGCUCUUCCGUCGCUCUAAAAAGAGACGCUCCCUCGGCAGUGCUGCGGUUCUGCACUCGGCCUCGGGGACGCCGCUCGCUCGCAAGGCCAAUCACCGCUCUGAAUCCUCGACUUCUUCCGCAUCCACGAUACUAUCGCAAACCUCCGUCUCGAUUCCUCCCACGGCUCCUCACCGUUGGUCCAUGCAGUCCCCGGUGUCGGAUUCGAUGGCGAGCUCUCCCCAGUCGGCAUAUCAACCCUCAUCGAUCUUUGACCGGGUGGACCGCGGCUUUGACUCCUCCCAGCCGACGAGCCCGGACAGCACAGUCUUCUCGUCGCCGCUGCGGAGUGGCCGGUUCAAAAAGACGCACGUUGACGCGGCGUAUCGCACGUUGGAGGGGGAUGGCUUGGCUGCUGGCAGCGACGAUGACAUAAUUCACGACUACUUUCAACGCCGAAACAGUGUCGAGUAUGGUGGCAGAGCUGCCCUGCAGUCUGUUAUUCCGGAGGAGAGGGAGGAUGCUCGAUCCAUGCACGAUACCGAGUCCGAACGGGCGGCAUCUCCUGCAGUGCCAGAGCGCGUCUUCUCCUCGCCGUACCGCGCUCCACGCCGCAGUGCCUCCCAUGAAAGCCUCUUCUCCGUGGCCGGCAUGGACAUCCAUACUCCCAGCCGUCGCCCCUCGCGACUGAGCGACCUGCACUCCGGUGCCGUCCCGGUUCGCAUUCCCCGCCGGAUCAUGUCGUCCAGCGCCGACUUUUUCUCCACGCCCCCGGUUAUCUCGACGAGCAUCGUCACUGCGGACCGGGAGCCCGCCAUGGUAUCCGACCAAUGCCCGCAAACGCUCCUUGCGUCGGUGGCGGGCAGCAGAAGCCAGACCCUGGUUGAGAACGACCCUGAAGGCACAGCCCACUCCCGCAAACUCUCCCUGGGUCGGCGCGUCGGCGGCUGGGUACGCGGACACUGGGGCACGGCCCCGAUCUCGUCGAACGAACCCAUCGCCGAGGAGACGCCUGCCACAGUCUCUGACACGCCCGCUCCCCGGCCCUCAUCCGCCGGCUCGAAGAAGAGCAAACAUUGGCCUGAGCUGGGCGCUCCUUUGCGUUUUCGGCACCCGGGAGUGAACCAGAAGGGGCCGAUUAUGGGCUUCCGCCCGACGUCGCGAGUGCCAGUGUCGAUUCAUGCCGAGCAAGUGGAUGAGGGCUUACUCCGGGAGAGUCUCGCUGACGCCCACUAG
Molecule: messenger RNA, 4407 nt
Organism: Aspergillus ibericus CBS 121593
Lineage: Eukaryota; Fungi; Ascomycota; Eurotiomycetes; Eurotiales; Aspergillaceae
Exons: 8
Coding region: 1-4407 (1468 amino acids)
Biological process (GO): cytoskeleton organization; cell surface receptor signaling pathway
Cellular component (GO): cytoplasm
Molecular function (GO): protein binding
Source: RefSeq, a predicted model, not a curated record